This is a messenger RNA of Myripristis murdjan (pinecone soldierfish), 6508 nucleotides long. RefSeq names its product acetylcholinesterase (Yt blood group) (gene ache). Gene Ontology annotation, biological process: acetylcholine catabolic process; choline metabolic process. The record is from RefSeq and is a predicted model, not a curated record. Gene Ontology annotation, molecular function: acetylcholinesterase activity. The coding region runs from base 327 to 2207 and encodes 626 amino acids. Lineage: Eukaryota; Metazoa; Chordata; Actinopteri; Holocentriformes; Holocentridae. The transcript has 9 exons. Gene Ontology annotation, cellular component: plasma membrane.
CUACAGUACGGCCACUGGACUGUUCCGUCUCCACUCCGCAGCCCGGAGGAGGCAUUUUCAACAUUUCGUUUUGACCAGCCGACUGGAGAGGUUACCACAUCUCCGUCGGGGGGAAAAACUCCUGCGUCUUGUUAUCAACCGGGUGUCGCUUUUUGGUCGUCCGCGCGGAGGGAGGAGAGGAGCGAAGCCGCAAAGGAGUCGUCCCCUCGGGGUUGGUCCGCAGGAGCAGCCAGAUCUGAGGUGAAGCAGAGCAGACGCUGCUUUCACAGAUUGAACAAGGGAUCACAACCACAGCACCAACAACACAGCCCGUCCUUGCCUCCAUCAUGCAGACCUCGGCCCUCCUCCUCUUUCUCCCUGUCGCCCUCCUCUCCCUCCUCAUCCCUUCCUGCUCUUCCCAGAGCGAUGGAGAUCUCACUGUUCAGACUCGUGCCGGUCGGGUCCGCGGAAUCCGCCUGCCGGUACCGGACCGGAGCUACGUCACUGCCUUCCUCGGUAUCCCGUUUGCUGAGCCACCAGUGGGAAAGCGGCGUUUCCGUCGUGCUGAGCCCAAGCGGCCGUGGACGGGGGUGUAUGAGGCCAGCACCUACCCCAAUGCCUGCUACCAGUUUGUGGACAUGUCAUUCCCUGGAUUCCCAGGCAGUGAGAUGUGGAACCCCAACAGGGAGAUGAGUGAAGACUGCCUGUACCUCAACGUUUGGGUGCCCUCUUCUCCCAGACCGCACAACCUCACUGUCAUGGUGUGGAUCUAUGGUGGAGGUUUUUACAGUGGUUCAUCUUCACUGGAUGUGUAUGAUGGUCGCUACCUGGCCCACAGUGAGACGGUCAUUGUGGUUUCUAUGAACUACCGAAUUGGUGCCUUUGGCUUCCUGGCUCUGCAUGGAUCCUCUGAGGCUCCUGGUAAUGUGGGUCUGCUGGACCAGAGGAUGGCACUGCAGUGGGUCCAGGACAACAUCCAUGUCUUUGGUGGAAACCCCAAACAGGUGACUAUCUUUGGUGAGAGCGCUGGUGGUGCUUCAGUCGGGUUCCACCUGUUGUCGCCAGACAGCCGCCCCACCUUCACACGGGCCAUCCUGCAGAGUGGGGUUCCCAACUGCCCCUGGGCCUCCGUCAGUCCCGCUGAGGCCCGCAGACGAGCCACCCUGCUGGGCAAGCUAGUUGGCUGCAAUGAGGGUAAUGACACGGAGCUGGUGGAUUGUCUUCGCAGUAAAUCACCACAGGAACUCAUUGACCAGGAGUGGCAGGUCCUGCCGUGGUUGGCCCUGUUCCGUUUCUCAUUUGUUCCUGUUGUGGACGGGGUGAUUCUGCCUGACACUCCUGAAACCAUGCUGAACUCAGGCAACUUCAAGGACACCCAGAUCCUCCUUGGGGUGAACCAAGAUGAGGGCUCCUACUUUCUACUGUAUGGUGCACCAGGCUUCAGCAAGGACAACGAGAGCCUUAUCUCCAGAGAGGACUUCCUCAAAGGGGUGAAGCUGAGCGUCCCCCAUGCCAAUGACAUCGGCCUUGAGGCAGUGGUGCUGCAGUACACUGACUGGUUGGACGAGAACAAUGGAUUCAAGAACCGCGAGGCCAUGGACGACAUUGUGGGAGACCACAACGUCAUCUGCCCGCUGGCCCACUUCGCUCGCUCCUAUGCACAGUACAACGCCCUCAGGGCCAACAUGGGAGGAGCUGGCUCUGGGGUGGUCAACAGUGGAGGAAACUCACAAGGUGGGGUCUACCUCUACCUGUUUGACCACCGGGCAUCCAACCUUGCCUGGCCGGAGUGGAUGGGUGUGAUCCACGGGUACGAGAUUGAGUUUGUCUUUGGCCUGCCACUGGAAAAGAGGCUGAACUACACUGCUGAUGAGGAGAAGCUCAGCCGACGCAUGAUGAAAUACUGGGCCAACUUCGCCCGAACUGGAAACCCCAACGUUAACCAUGAAGGAAUGACGGACAGUAGGAGGCGCUGGCCUCAGUUCACCGUCAGCGAACAGAAACACGUUGCACUGAACACCGAACCUCUGAGGAUCUACAAGGGCCUGAGGAACCAGCUGUGUGCUUUCUGGAACCGCUUCCUGCCACGCCUCCUCAACAUAACUGACAACAUAGAUGAGGCAGAGCGUCAGUGGAAGGUGGAGUUCCACCGCUGGUCUUCCUACAUGAUGCACUGGAAGAGCCAGUUCGACCACUAUAGCAAGCAGGAGCGCUGCACUGACCUCUGAGAGCGAGACGCACACAGACACAACAGAGACAGCAAGAUGAGAGAGAGCGAGCGAGAGAGAGAGAGAGAGAGAGAGAGAGAGAGAGUGUGUUGGGGGGGCAGAGAAAACCCAUGACCACUUUCCUCCAUAGUCCCUCUUUAAAAUCAUGACGAUCAUGUUUUAAGUAUUCUGUUCCACUACACACAAGCACAGGCUCUGUUUUCACUUAUUUAUAUUAUUUAUAUUAUUUAUUUAUUGAUGUGUGUUUGUUUUUCAUUUUGUGUUUGUCCCAUUGACCUGGACUAUGACGUGUUCCAUAUGUUAUGCUCUACGACGCUGUUGUCUCUGUGGUAGUUCAGGGGUAUGGAGGGAACUGGUCAUCAGCAUGGAUGAAUAUGGAGGAAAAAAUGUUAAUGGUGUGUAUUUAAUUUGCAGGUGUAUGAGUGUGUGUGUGUGUGUGAGUGAGAGAGUGUGUGUGUGCAUGUGCGUGUGUGAAGCCAGGCAACCCUUCACUCAGAUCUUAACAAGCCCACGUCAUCACACCACUCUGUCUGUUUACCGUUACCUCACGUCUUUCUUUUAGUCUCAUCAACAUAACAGACUGUUUCAAUCUCUGAGGCUGUCGUCUCCUUUUCAGAAUAUCAGGGGUUUUUUUUUUUUGUUUUUUUUUUUGUGGACUCAACAUUGGUGUGCAGGUCUGUCAGACAUUUUCUUGUGGUUCUCCCUGUUCCCGAGCCUUUUAGUCCCAGUCGUAUCCCAGCUGCAACCUGUUUCUCUUCACUCCUGUUCGUCUUUGACCUUUUUGAAGACCACUACGAGUUUCAGAAUCUCACAUUUUCCGCUUUGUUGUAUGACUGUCGCAUUUGGUGAAACCUCAAGCUAGGUUUCCAUAUGCAUUUUAUGUGAACUGCUGCAUGUGGAGUGAUUUCAAAAGGUUUCUUGGAAGUGGCAAAGUUCUGUGACAUUUGUUUCAUGCAGGCUUGAAGUUACUGACGCUAAAAAAAAAAUAGGUGGAAACACACUAGUGAAUUAACCAGUGAUGUAGGGUUGGCAUUAUUGGUGAUGAGCUAUUUAGGCAAUGUCCACACUAAGCUGGGUAAAUUUGAAAAACAUUUUUUUCUCUGUUUUAACCUUCCAUAUACACUAAGCCAAAAAUGGUGCUUUUCAAAAAAAUGUAUCCAAAGUGUGCGAGCCUGAAAAAGGUGCUUUCAUGUGGGUAAGGAAACAGGAGCUUUCUGAAUAUAGUGACGUAAGACGGUGAUGUGACCUAACGAAUGCCUCUUGUGUGUCCACGCUGCAGAGCGGACGUUGCGUAGGUGUGAGCGUGCACAAUAUGGGAAUUUUGUGCAUUUCUGGGCAUUUCAGUGUGAAUGGCGAGGUUUUGGAAAACAGUGUGAAAACCGUGUAGUGUGGCUGGCAGUGCGAAACGCCAGUUUGGGAUUUCCCCAGCUUUGUGUGGACAUCGCCACAGUUGGACUGCACUUCAAACACUUCAAAAACAUUUGUUGACUUUUUGAAUUGCUGUUGGUUAUGUGUCCACCAUGUCCUCCAGAAAUGUUACAACACAGUCCUAAUUCAUUUCAGCAGUAAUCAGUUCCUCAUAGACAUUCAGCCCAGUUGAUAGAAACACACAUAACCGACAUUUUAUUUUUUUUUACCGCAAUUCAAAAGUUCACAUAGAAUUGGCCUGAUAGUUAGAUGGAAACACAAUUAGACUAAUCUUAAAGAAAUAAGACUAAGUUAAUGUAAUAAUUUAUUACAUAAAGUAACUAUUGCUGAAUAUUUAAUGACAUUUUGAUAAAGUGAUACCUUUAAUUGUCGUCAUUUCCCCUCACUAGACUGAUAUCAAAGGGAAACGUUUCCCCAGUUUCCUUAAUUCAGGCACCUCUCGGUCAUGAAGUCCCGGGAAUAUCACGGCAGCACUGAGAGGUGUUUUCCAAAAAGGGAAAGUCGGGGAAUUUGAUCGAUUCUCUGCAUCUGAGAAGUCCGAAAAUAUCAGGGAAUUUUACCAAAUGGGAUCAGAUUGUAUUUUCCAACUUGAUCAUAUUCGAUAGAAGUUCUAACUCAGAGUGGAACGGUUAAAACAAGAAUCAAAUUAAAGCAUAUCAAGGUAUCCUUUAGAAGUUGAUGCAUACGUGUGUGUGUGUAUGUGUGUGUGUGUGUGUGUGUGUGUGUGUGUGUGUCUUUCAGCCUCACUCAUUGGUCACAUUAAGGAACUGCGAGCCAUUAAUAUACUGUAUAACUGCACUGAAAAACAGAUGAGGAAGCUAUGUUUGCUGGUGUGUGUGUGCGCGCACGCAAGCUUGUAUGUGUGUGUAUCUUUUGUGUUCUCUUGCUGUGUGCAGCUACUACCAGUUGUCAACCUGUGUGUGCUGGAUUUGGUGUGUGUGUGUAUGUGUGUGUGUGUGAGAGAGAGAGACCCCUCCCUGUCCAUUCAUUCCAGCCCGUAUUGCCUUAUCACUAAACCCGUCUCGCUGUUAGUCCACGUUCCCUCUCUUUUCAUCCCACUGCUCAUUUUUCAUCCCCCCAUCCUCCUCCUCCUUCUCUCUCCUUUCGCCCUCCUCCUUUCCCUCCCCUCAUCGUCCUCUCCUUGUUUUUUCUUCCUCCAUCUUUUUCCCCACUCCCGUCAUUCCUCCUCCUUCCUCCUCUCUAGCCCCUCCAUACAGCUUCAUCCUCUAUCCUCACUCUUUUCCUGUCUCCUUUCUCUUCACUCCAUCCAUCCUCAUCCUCAUCUGUCUCAACAACUGCAUCCCUCUUCUCCCCAUCCGUCCAUACCCGCACCAUCGACCCCACCCCCAUCUCUCCCCUCCCUCCUUUUGGUUUCUCGUUAGUCUAAUGGAGUCAGAGUAAUUCACUCAGCGGCAGGCUAAUAUGACAGAGCGCUGGCUCAGCCUCUUGCCUGCCAGCGCACAGGGCAGAAUGGAUGGAUGGAUGGGUGGAAAAUUGAAAGAAAGAAAGGAGAAAAAAAAGCUUGGGGUAGAGAGAUAGAUGAGGCAGAAGGAGGCAGAGAUCUGAGGGAAAGAUGAAAGGACAGAGUCGGAAAAAUAUAGCGUUAUGUAACCCUCUCCUGUCUGUUGCAGGAGCAUGUGUAUGUUGCAUGUUUUUGUUGAUGUUAUGUCAUGUUUCAUGAUCAGAUGAGCUGCAGCUUACAUGUAGAAGGGGCAUAGCAACUGAAAAUGUCCCUGAAAUUAGUGUAAUAAACCUGAUAUUGUAAUAUUUACAAAAAAUGACACCUCUUAGAAUGUAAUGAUUUCCCACUUUAUACUGAAUUAUAUCAAGAAAAAAGAUUUUAAAUUUAAAUUUCACAACAUAUCUGACUGGUAGAGGGCCAUGCUGUUCCAUUUUGCGUUUUAUUAUCAUUAUUAAAUGAUCAUAUUAUCCUGAAGGGACUUGAGUUUGGCUGCUAUGUCACUCCACCUAUCUCUGUGUGUAUUAUCUGUUAGUUUGUUUGUGUCUACCUCCCUUGACAUCAUGUGAGCCUAAUGUCUGUCUACCUGUUUGCCAUAUUUUAUUAAAUGCUGGAAGGGAGCUGGGUCAGCGUCCCAAUUGGCUGAUGGGUCUUCUAGCAAAGUGUUUCUAUUGGUCAGCCGCACCAGGCAUGCAAGGCUCCUGUUUUAUAGAUCGGAGUAGUCUGUCUUUAAAGAGACGUAAUAAAUGCGAAUCAAGGAUUAAAUAAUGUACCUUAAGUCGAUAUUUAAAAACCCAGUGGGUGCAUGUGUGACUGGCUGCGUGAGUGACUCAUCCAGCACUUUUAGUCCAAUGACAAGCCCACCCAACACCCAGAUCUCUCCCCAUCCCUCCAAUCGAAUCCCCUCGUGCAUGUCCUGACUCUGUCCCAUCCCCGGUGUACUCCCCCUGAACUUGGACUGUUAUUUUCUGUAAAAUAAACCUGUGUACUUUUGAAAAAUAAUGUCUAUUAUCAAGGUAAUUAUUAUAUCUCUGAUGUUAAGUACAUUUGAUGUUAGCAAUAACGUAAAUACAUCAGUAACGGAGUAUAUUUGAUAUUUAAAUGCAGUGAAAAUAUAAUGUAGUGAGAAAGCGAUGGUGACGAUGGAUAGAGGUUGUCUUUUAAAGCAAUAUAUAUAUAAAUAUAAACUAAACAUGAGUGCCAUAUAUGAUUUUACUCAAGGUUUUGUUUGUUUGUUUGUUUGUUUAUCUUAUCUUUGUGAGUUUGUUUCCUGUCCUCUGCCUCAUUGUCGUCUGUUCCAGUCGCUAGUACUUGUGCUGAAGGCUUCUGUAGCGUCCCAGUAUGUCUCUAUGUAUGAUGAAUGCCGGCUUGGUCAAGCUAUUGCAACAGAAAUAAAGACACCCUGCUGCUUCUA